GUGAACCCCCUCCCAAUGCUUGUGAAUCGGUCCCGCGAGACUAAACUCCCAGCAGGCAGCGCGGGCACGUUCCCGACUGCAGCGCGACUGCAGUGGUGCAUGCCGGGAAGUGGAGUUUUCGUAUCUCAACUGCAUCGAAGCGUUUGUUUGGUCUUGCAGGACUCCUGGUCUUAGAAGCCUAAAGUCUUCAAGAACGAAAUUAGUAACGGGAAUUUCAGUGAUGACUUUUUAUUCCCAUUGAGCUUAUUCCAUUACAAAGUAAUCUCAGAACGAGCAGCUUUCCGUUUCCGGUGGGCUUGUUGCCGUGGUAACCAGCACGCACCACCAGUUUGGCGGUUAUGGCCGGGCUGAGCGGCGCGCAGAUCCCCGAUGGGGAGUUCACUGCCAUCGUGUACCGGCUCAUCCGGGAUUCGCGCUACGCCGAGGCCGUGCAGCUGCUGGGCGGCGAGCUCCAGCGGAGCCCGAGGAGCCGCGCCGGCCUGUCGCUGCUGGGCUACUGCUACUACCGCCUGCAGGAGUUCACGCUGGCGGCCGAGUGCUAUGAGCAGCUGGGCCAGCUGCACCCGGAACUGGAGCAGUACCGUCUGUACCAGGCCCAGGCCCUGUACAAGGCCUGCCUUUAUCCAGAGGCCACCAGGGUCGCCUUCCUCCUCCUGGACAACCCCGCCUACCACAACCGCGUCCUCCGUCUGCAAGCCGCGAUCAAGUACAGCGAGGGCGACCUGCCCGGGGCCAAGAGCCUGGUGGAGCAGCUACUGGGCGGGGAAGGGGGAGAGGACAGUGGGGGCGAGAACGAGCCCGAUGGUCAGGUCAACCUGGGGUGUUUGCUCUACAAGGAGGGACAGUAUGAGGCCGCGUGUUCCAAGUUCUUUUCGGCCCUCCAGGCUUCGGGCUAUCGGCCUGACCUUUCCUACAACCUGGCUUUGGCCUAUUACAGUAGCCGGCACUAUGCCUCGGCUCUAAAGCACAUCGCCGACAUUAUUGAGCGUGGCAUCCGCCAGCACCCGGAGCUAGGUGUGGGCAUGACCACUGAGGGCAUCGAUGUUCGAAGUGUUGGCAACACCUUAGUCCUUCACCAGACUGCCCUGGUGGAAGCCUUCAACCUCAAAGCAGCCAUAGAAUACCAACUGAGAAACUAUGAAGUGGCCCAGGAAACCCUCACUGACAUGCCACCUAGGGCAGAAGAAGAGUUAGACCCUGUGACCCUGCACAACCAAGCGCUAAUGAACAUGGAUGCCAGGCCUACAGAAGGGUUUGAAAAGCUACAGUUUUUGCUCCAACAGAACCCCUUUCCCCCGGAGACCUUUGGCAACCUGCUGCUGCUCUACUGUAAGUAUGAGUAUUUCGACCUGGCAGCAGAUGUCCUGGCCGAGAAUGCCCAUUUGACUUACAAGUUCCUCACACCCUAUCUCUAUGACUUCUUGGAUGCCUUGAUCACCUGCCAGACAGCCCCUGAAGAGGCUUUCAUUAAGCUUGAUGGGCUAGCGGGGAUGCUGACUGAACAGCUCCGGAGACUCACCAAACAAGUACAGGAAGCAAGACACCACAGAGAUGACGAAGCUGUCAAAAAGGCAGUGAAUGAAUAUGAUGACACUCUGGAGAAGUAUAUUCCUGUGUUGAUGGCCCAGGCCAAAAUCUACUGGAACCUUGAGAAUUAUCCAAUGGUGGAAAAGAUCUUCCGCAAAUCUGUGGAAUUCUGUAAUGACCAUGAUGUGUGGAAGUUGAACGUGGCUCAUGUCCUGUUCAUGCAGGAAAACAAAUACAAAGAAGCUAUAGGUUUCUAUGAACCCAUAGUCAAGAAGCAUUAUGACCACAUCCUGAAUGUCAGUGCUGUUGUGCUGGCUAACCUGUGUGUUUCAUAUAUUAUGACAAGUCAGAAUGAAGAAGCUGAGGAGUUGAUGAGGAAGAUUGAAAAGGAGGAAGAGCAGCUCUCCUAUGAUGACCCCGAUAAGAAAAUCUACCACCUCUGCAUUGUGAAUUUGGUGAUAGGCACACUUUAUUGUGCCAAAGGAAAUUAUGACUUUGGUAUUUCUCGGGUGAUCAAAAGCCUGGAGCCUUAUCAUAAGAAACUGGGAACUGAUACCUGGUAUUAUGCCAAAAGAUGCUUCCUGUCCUUAUUAGAAAACAUGUCAAAACACAUGAUCGUGCUUCGUGACAGUGUUAUUCAAGAAUGUGUCCAGUUUCUAGAACAAUGUGAACUUUAUGGCAGGAACAUACCUGCCAUGAUUGAACAACCUCUGGAAGAAGAAAGAAUACAUACUGGAAAGAAUACAGUCACAUAUGAAUCCAGACAGCUAAAAGCUUUGAUUUAUGAGAUUAUUGGGUGGAAUAUAUAGUGAUGUCUGAUAAUGUCUUUUAUCAAAAAAUGGCCUUUAUUUAGAUUUGGUUUCCAGUUUAUCAGUAUUUAUCUUUGGCAUCUUCACAUGUUACACAUUGAGCCUUGAACACUUAAAAUUAUAAUAACAAAUAUUCUGCUGGAGGGACUUUUCCAGUUAAUUAAGAAAAGUAUGGAGCCCAUGUAUAAGCUAGCUCACUUUUGUAUUCCCUCUGCCAGUAGUCACCAGGUUUGCCCUCAAGCAACAAUUGCUAGAGUAACAUCUUUGCAUAAGCAAGUAACCCUCAAUAGCAGUUUAUAUUGUAAUUUUAGGGUGUAGAAAAGGUGGCAAGAGCCAAUGAAUUGUUAAAGUGGGUAUGUUUGCUUUCCUCUGGUGACUGCUAUAUAAAUGAUUGCUAGGCCAUGGCUGGACUUUUUUUCAAUCAGCAAAUAAAGACAGGUCCAUUGUGCCAUCCCAGGAUAGACUGUGCUAUCCAAUAAAACCAAAUCUGACCUUAACUGUAUACUUCCACUCCAUUUUUUUAGUCCUAUAGCCUCUGGGUCUCAACAGAGUCAAAUUGGACCUUGGCCUAAGGUCUUGUAAAAGAACAGGUACUAAAUGGGUGAGAAUUAUUUUCUUGGUUCUUUUCAGGUUACAAGGUUUGGUCUGUGGCUUAAAUUUUCUUCCAUAAUUUGGUUGAUUGGUUGGUCUUAAAUUUUAUACACUAUUUCCCCUUGCUUUCUAUUAUUUAUUUUCCAGGACUGAUUGUGCCUCCUUGUGAAUAGUGACAAACAAUCAAAUGUAAAUCUUUCUAAUGUGUUCAGCAUAGGAAAAAAUAAGCAGUGAACUGACAAUGAAAAGACUAAGGAACACUUCUCUGAGAGCUGGCAGCUGAAGCCACAAGCAGGUCUACCAACCUUUUAGCAGCAAGUGUCAGUUAUUUUAGUGCAAGAGGCAAACGCUUAAGAUAAAAGACACAUCACUAAAAGUUUUCCCAGCACUCGUGGCAACUGCUGUAAAAUGUAUGUCCACAAAGUGUCCACAGACUCUUGAAGAGAUUGUCAAGACUCACCAGGAAAUUACUGGCUGGUUGGUGUUUCUGUCUGUGCUGCAUAAGGUCAGAGGCUAUUAUUAUUCUGUGAAGACUCAACCUCUUGGUCUUAGUUACUCCAAAUUUGACAAAGCCAUGUCCUAGGGUUUAUGCACUUCAUAUAUGGAAAGGAGAAUAUAUAUUCUGAGGAAGAUAAGAUGUUUAGUUCAUCUUUAAGUCAGGAAAUACUAUACUUAUAGCAAGAGAUUAUCACACCCUAACACUGUAAAGCAAAAGAAAGCUUCAGGAAUUAAAUCAUAACAAACACUUUUCCAAAAAAGAUUCUAUAAUAAGCUAAAACCACAUGCCCACAUAUGUUAAGGAGUGCCUCUCUUUGUGUGUUUAUUAGAAAGGCAAAACUUUUUCUAUAUUUAAUACAGCAUUUUUGUUUCCUGGCCUUUUGUUUUUGUACUUAUUCAUUACAUUUAAACUGUUUUGACAACCUGCCAGAAAACAAAGGUGAGCUAUCCAUAAUCUGACGAAGACACUGAAAGUAGUUACUAACCCUUUUCAGAAACUAAGGACAACUAUUUUUCUGACAAUGUAAGAUUUAUAAUGAGAUGAUUGGCAAAAUUGUAAAAUUAUUCUAGAAAUAAUCAUGUGAAAUAUAAAAUGGAAAAUCAUAAAUGGACUCUUCUAUGAUAUUGUAGAUAUGACUUAAUAGAUUUUUUAAAUUAUAAAUUGGGUAUUAUGAUAAAAAUUUGGAAUGCAUCCGCAACAAUGAGCCCAGGGCUCGCAGACCAUAAUAGGUCUUGCCCAAGGUCACAGCCAAAUAGUGGAAAACCAGAAUCUGAAUCCACAGCUACUGGCUCAAUUCCAGUGCUCUUUCUACUUUACCACAUUCCACCUCUUAGGGUUUAUUUUCCAAAUUAUUCUGACACUAUCAAUGCGAAGCAUUUCUUUUUCCAGAGCUAUGACUUUCACUACUUAUGUUGCUGAUUAUUUAAUGGGUGGUAGAAUAAGCUUUUCCCAAAGAACUCUCAGUGAGCACAUUCCAGCGUCAGCCUAAAUUAUGGUUUCCAAAUGUGUGCCACAGGGGACAUGGGUGGGCACCACAUAUUGUUUGCAGCAGGUACAGAUUUAGCUGUGGUACAAUCUGGGUUGGGCACAAAGAUUAUUGACCCACCUGUUGUUUCAUCAGCUCUUUAAAAAGUCACUUUUUAUGAUCCUUCUCCAAGGUAGUGAUUUUCUUCUCUCCAUUAUGGUCUCUAGCCACCAACCACAGUAAAAACAGCUGUCAGAAGGCUUCCCUGCACCUCAAGUGCAAAGGGCUACGUAUGAGGUACUUAUUCAGAAAUCACAGUAAAGGGCCAGCUGCUUCCACAGACAUUUGGUCUAAAUUUAUGGUUCUCAAAUGCUUUGCUGCACAUUAGAGUCACCUGGAACUUUUUACAACUCUCAGUGCCCCCGGCUGCAUCCCAGGAUCUCUAGAGGUAAGACCCAGGUAUCAGUUUUUUCUCAACUUUCAAAAUGCAUCCAAGGUUGAAAAUCCCUGGUCUAAGCCCAUUGUUAUAACUCCCCAUUUCCAUGAUUAAUUUAAGGGUAAGCAUGUGGUCCAGUCUUUACCAAGGCAACAGAAGUCUCUUGAAGAGCUGCUGAGAAAGCUUCCUUCACCUUAAAAAAAAAUGAUACAAGAAGGAUUCUCUCUUCCUCUGGGCAUUGUUAAUCUGAAUCUGCUGCCACUAUCUUAUGACCAUGACAGAAACUAACUUAAGGAUGAAGGGGACUUUGAAGAUAUCAAAGAAAAAGAAAAGAACUGCAGUCCUUGAUUAUAUCUUUGAGCCACUAUGUUAUCUCCCCUAGAACCUGAACUACCUCUGGGUCUCAUAUAGAAUGGAAAAAAUAGAUUAUCUUCUCGUUUAAACUUGUUUGAGUCCGAUUUUUGUUGUUGUCGUUUCUGUUGCCUAAGGGCACUCAGACCAUACUCCCUAUACUUAGGUCAUACAAAUUUGAGUGUUAUUCAGGGGGUGAUGAAUUUUUAUGCUUAUUGCCAACACUUUAGUCAUCCAGUCUUCCCUGAGACCCAACAUCCCUCCUUAGAUUCAAGUGAACGGGAUAAAGUUAGUCAACAUUUGUAAAGAAUUGCCUGAAAACUUGCCUUCAUUAGUAUUAAAUGCUCAUGCAGUCUUUUGAAAAUUGUAGCAGCUACUCAUGAGAUUGGGUGUGCUAUUCUUGGGAGAGCAUUCACUUAGGUAGAAGUAAAUGGAGAAUUACAUUGCUCUACCCAAAUGAGCUGCCCUAAGUCCAAGGCUUGCUCACUGUUUCUUGGCAGAACCACAAGAUAAACACCAAUGCAUAUCGUGACUCAUACAGAAAAUAUAUUCCUCAAUUUUAGAAUUUCCUCCACAUCCAUGUAAGUUGUUUCAGGAAAAGGUCAAUAAUAAUAGAAUAAAAAUGAAAAUGAAAACAAUGGCAGCAUUUAUUCAUAUAUAGUAAACCUAAGUGUUAAAGUGAGGCAACCUAAUCUUUUUUCCAGUGAGAAAUGCUAAUCCAGGUACUGCACUAUUUCAGCUUUGGCCCUUUCCAGUCAUAAACCUCGUUAUAGGAAAAGCUUCAUAAAAAAUAAAUACUUUAGUUUUUUAUAAUCUCCACAGCACAGCAUUCCACCCAUCAGGCUCAACUUAUCCUGAGUUGUUGGCUUACAUCAGUUCUCUAGAAGGAAGACGGAGAAAAUUCAAAUUCAAAUCGGAUGGUCCAUAUCACAUUGGGGGAUUGGGACAGUUGAUUUACUCAUAUAAUCUCUUUAAACAUCUACCAGGAGAGGUUCUCAGACAGAAUUUAUUGCCUCCUCCUGCUAUCUUUGGGCCUACACAGAGCAAGGCAAAAUCCUUCUAUGAAAUCUGAAACUCUAGUCACUGUUUUCCUGGCUGAUGUCAUUUCAAAGGCAUGGUGUAGCCCUGUGAUAGUUGCAGCGGAAAUCUGACUCUCUAUGGGGUUCCCAUCUGUUUGCCAUCAGAAAGAACCUUUUGGGGAGCCACAGUAAAUGCAGAGCACCCAUUCCUCCCUAUGGAUUCUGGAGUCUUAAUGUUUUUAAGAUCAAUUGUUGUUAGGAUUGAAUAGUGCUUAAAUUUUCCCAGAAUAAGAAGGUAUAUAGAAUUACAUUGCUGUAACUUUAGUUUUCAUUUUUGUGGGUUCUCACAGGCUAUUUUGUAUAAAUUUUCUAUAUGAUUCUGAAACUACUUUGCAAAUGUUAACAAAAGGAGAAUUCAGUCACUGAAAUCCAUUCCUUUGGAAGAAGGCUUUUUUUUAUAACUUUAUGUAGUGAAAUCCUUAUAAAACAGCUUACAUUUGAGGCAACUCUUUCUGAGAUCUUUAGGGAUAAAGUUGCCCAAAAAUGUAAAUUAUGUGUCAAAAGGCUAUUUAUUCACUUUUCAAUAAGGGCCAACAGAAACAAUAUAGUAAGUUAAAGCAAAGAAAAUAGAUUACAAUGACAAGAGGUUUCAAUCAAGAUCUUAUACGGAUCACCUUCAAUACAAAUAAUCCACUGUAAAUAACGGGGGGUUCACAAUGGUACCAAGCUAUAACUAGCUGGGAAUUGAGUGUAUUCACUCAGCAAUAAAUGUAUAAUGGUCGCCUUUAUUACUGAAGAAACAAAGCUUGAAUUAAUAACACAGGAAUGUUUAAUAAGGGAAAAGAUUUCAUGAAGAUCAGCCUUUUUCUCAUCUUCCUUCUCCCCUACAGGUAUUACAGCUUUCGCAGUGCCCGAAACAAAAACAGACUCUCCAUUAUAUUCCUCAAGGAAUAAUUUAUUAAAUGUGUUUUUAUAAAUUGGA
This is a messenger RNA of Panthera uncia (snow leopard), 7178 nucleotides long. RefSeq names its product intraflagellar transport 70A (gene IFT70A). Gene Ontology annotation, cellular component: axonemal microtubule; intraciliary transport particle B. The record is from RefSeq and is a predicted model, not a curated record. The coding region runs from base 339 to 2336 and encodes 665 amino acids. Lineage: Eukaryota; Metazoa; Chordata; Mammalia; Carnivora; Felidae. The transcript has 4 exons. Gene Ontology annotation, biological process: intraciliary transport. Gene Ontology annotation, molecular function: protein binding; intraciliary transport particle B binding.